Neocloeon triangulifer is the source of this 711-nucleotide messenger RNA. Its product is annotated as insecticyanin-A-like. Bases 58 to 648 code for a protein of 196 amino acids. The record is from RefSeq and is a predicted model, not a curated record. Lineage: Eukaryota; Metazoa; Arthropoda; Insecta; Ephemeroptera; Baetidae. The transcript is spliced from 3 exons.
ACUUUUGCUUUCAGUCUGAAGGCCAUCGUCAAGCCGAGUACACACGCUGGAGUCAAAAUGCGCCAAGAGGCUAUUUUUGUGUGCGCGAUUUUGUGUACGCUCGCUUUAGCCGACGACACGUGUCCGGAUUUCUCCUCAAAGAAACCCUUUGACGCUGCAAAGUUUGCAGGAACAUGGCACACGCUGGCCUACAUUGAACACCCAACUCACACGGGACCCAUGAAGUGCGGAAAAGUUGAAGUGACCCACAGCAAAAACGGCGCGGGAAAGACAACGCUGAACUACAAGUACGACUACUUCGAGAACGGCAAACGCAACGUGGCGUACAAACUUUCGCAGGCUCUCCACCCUGAGACCCCCGGACGGCUGCAGAGCACGUGGCGCAUGGAAGGCGAAACCACCUGGUCCAAUGCUUACGAGUCCAGCGUGAUUGCCACUGACUAUGAAAAUUAUGCCGUCGAAGUUCUCUGCGCCUAUUAUUAUAUUGAGCCACACAACGCCUUCAUCAGGUCUUAUUACGCACAAAUUCUUGGUCGCAAGACUUCCCUGCCUGCGGAUACUCUGAAAACUCUCAAAGAAAUCCUCACCAAUUAUGAUAUCCCGCAGAAUAUCAUCAGAGACCUUGACAACAGCAACUGCGCUAAUUAAUUGAAAGGAAAAAAAAUAUUGUCUUCUAUUUCUUGAAAUAAAGUUUAAAAAAAUUAUGAAAAA